Hypoxylon trugodes is the source of this 2574-nucleotide messenger RNA. Its product is annotated as S-adenosyl-L-methionine-dependent methyltransferase. Gene Ontology annotation, molecular function: tRNA (cytidine-N5)-methyltransferase activity; tRNA binding. The record is from RefSeq and is a predicted model, not a curated record. Gene Ontology annotation, cellular component: cytoplasm; nucleus. Lineage: Eukaryota; Fungi; Ascomycota; Sordariomycetes; Xylariales; Hypoxylaceae. The transcript is spliced from 2 exons. Bases 1 to 2574 code for a protein of 857 amino acids. Gene Ontology annotation, biological process: tRNA methylation.
AUGGGACGAAAGAAGUUUCGAGGAGGCCGCAAAGGCGGAUCCAAUCGCGGGGAUGGUCCCGCGCCGUAUCGAGCGUAUGGCGAAAUUGUGAAGCAAAACAAGAACCUGGAAAAUUUCUACAACACUGCGCUGCCCUUUGACGAGGCGGAGAGGGAUCAAUUCUGGGAUGCGCUCAAGAGAGAACUUCCUAAUUCAUUCCGUUUCUGCGGUUCAAAAGGCCAUGCGCUCGCCGUCAAGCGACUUCUAGAAACGAGAUAUGUUCCCGAGAUCACUAAAAUCGAGCGAUACGAUGGCGAACCUGUACAGCCUCCCGAGCCCGUCCCUUGGUACCCUGACCAACUCGCAUACUCAAUGAACACUCCGAAACACGUCAUUCGCAAGUUCCCACCAUUCGCUGCCUUUCAGAAGUUUUUAGUUUCCGAGACGAGCGUCGGCAACAUUAGCAGACAAGAGGUCGUUAGCAUGAUUCCGCCUCUGCUAAUGGACCUUGAGCCCGGAAUGAAGGUUCUGGACUUGUGCGCAGCUCCUGGUAGCAAAGCCGCUCAAUUGCUUGAGAUGGUUCACACUGGCGAAGAGGCUAGAAUUCGCAAGUUCAAGGAGUCAUUCGGUGAGACCAAGUCGCAGGAGACUGGUGAAGAGGGUGUAGACCUUUCGGUAGAUGCCGGUGAUGACGGCCGCGCAACUGGUCUACUUAUUGCGAACGAUGCGGAUUACAAGAGAAGCCACAUGCUUGUUCACCAGCUCAAGCGACUUUCUUCUCCGAAUAUGCUUGUCACAAACCACGAUGCGACUCUUUACCCUGCUAUCAAACUACCACGACACCCGGACAACCCCGAUAAGGGUCAAUACCUGAGAUUUGACAGGAUACUUGCAGACGUACCUUGUUCGGGAGAUGGAACUCUGAGGAAGAACGUUAACCUGUGGAGAGACUGGCAAGCUGGAAAUGCGCUAGGACUACACAUUACUCAAGUGCGUAUUUUGGUUCGUGCCCUUCAAAUGCUGAAGGUCGGUGGCAGGGUUGUCUACUCGACUUGCAGUAUGAACCCCGUUGAAAACGAAGCAGUCGUCGUAUCCGCAAUUGAACGAUGUGGCGGACCUAACAAGAUUGGAAUUAUCGACUGCAAGGAUCGACUUUCGUCAUUGAAGCGAAGCCCCGGAAUGCAUCAAUGGCAGAUUAUGGACAAAUCUGGCCGUAUUUGGAGUAGUUGGGGAGAAGUCCAGCAAUUUGCUCUGACGAACGAAGGACAAAUGCCCGGGAAGGUCUCAGAAACAAUGUUUGCCAGACCGGAUACUAACGAUUGUUCCGCGCUACCCUUGGAUCGAUGCAUGCGAGUCUACGCUCACCAGCAAGAUACGGGCGGAUUUUUCAUUACCGUACUUGAGAAAAAGGACGAGUUUAAGGCCAAGCCAGAGGCGAAAACUCAAGCUUCUACUACUACUGUUGUUAACUCAAACGGUGCCGACAAGGCGGAGGUAGAGGCUAAAAUAGAGAUUGAGGAGGAGAAAGCCGCGUUGGGUGAGCCAACUGAUGUCCUUCCGACCGUAGGAGCCAAGAGGACCUUAGAUGACGAGGAGGCAGAGAGUAAAUCAGACGUCAAGAAGCAGAGGACCGCAACCCCACCCAGCCAAAGGCCCGAGACCCAACCCGAAGUUACCACUGAAACCGAGCAAGCACCACAAGAGCCUGAGGUAGUGGAAGUCAAUCCGGAAGCCGAACCUAAACCUAAGAAUAAUGCUCAGCCUGAUCGACGAGUUAAGCAAUCGGACGGCAACUAUGAAGAACCCUUCAAAUAUCUAUCACCCGAUCACCCUGUUAUCCAAGACAUACAAAAAUUCUACAAAAUCUCAUCUCGCUUUCCUGCAGACCGUUUCAUGGUACGAAACGCUACAGGCGAACCGGCCAAAGCUAUCUACUAUACAAGUGCUCUCCUUAGAGACAUUCUUGUCGAGAAUGAGGGCCGUGGUGUCAAGUUCGUGCACGGAGGCGUUAAGAUGUUUAUGAAGCAGGAUGCACCGUCGGCCGAGGUUUGCAGGUGGCGAAUACAAUCAGAAGGCAUGCCUAUCAUUGAGGGAUACGUCGGUCCGGAACGAGUCGUCCGAUUGACUAAUAAGGAGACCUUCCACAAACUCCUAAAGGAGAUGUUCCCCAAGUUCAUCGACGAUGACUGGAAGAAGCUCAACGAAAUCGGUGAGCGAGCUAGGGAGAUUGGCAUGGGUUGUUGUCUCCUUGUCGUUGAGCCGGAUGGAAGCGACCCGGAUUUCUCCGAACGCAUGGUGCUCCCGUUGUGGAAGAGCUUCCAUUCACUAAACCUUAUGCUACCAAAGGAGGAUCGUGCUGCGAUGCUUCUUCGUGUCUUCAAUGACACCUCGCCAGUCAUUAACAGGACGUUAAAGGAGUCAGCGAAACAGGAAGCCGAGGCCGCCGCUGCGGAUGCUGAGACCAAGGAUGAGGUAUUAGAUGAUGCUGCCACCAUUGAUGAAACUAAUGGGGAGAAUCGAACAUCUGAACAUGCUGGUAAUGGAGAUGUAAAUAUGGGUGGUGCGGAAGUCGAACCAGAAACGACCGCUAAUUAG